ACCCCGAAAAUUAGGGACGGAGCGAGGGAGUAGUUGUUUAAAAAAGAGAACUGACAUCUGCUAGUUUCGUGUUCUUUGGACGUGGUUUGCCAUUUCGAGGAAGGAUCUCAUAAACCCCCCCCUACAUUACAAAAUCCUCUCUCUUCAACAAUGGAUUCACGCUAUUCCAGCAAAAAUGAUUGUCAGAUUUGACAGAGUCAAUGUCAAAGAAACAAAACAUACAAGUCACUGAAACCCUAGACCGUAUCAGUCAGUUGCCAGACCCACUCUUAGUACAAAUUCUCUCUCUUUUGCCCACCGAAGAUGCCGUCACAUCAUGUAUUCUCUCAAAGAGGUGGCAUUAUCUCUGGACUGCAAUUCAUAAUUUCCUCUUCAGUAAUAAAAAUUACAACAGAGUCCAAAACUUCAUAUCCUUUGUGGACCACGUUUUAACUCAUUCCACUUGUUCCAAAAUCAAAAAAUUCCAACUCGAUUUUGAAGUCAGAGAAGACUGGGAGGACUUUGAUUCCAAAAUCAGCAAAUGGCUCAGUUUUGCUGUGGAAAACAAAGUGGAAGAUAUUGUAUUGUAUUCGUUUGAUGAUGAUCUCACUUACGAAUUGCCUCUAUCUAUGUACACUUGUUCGUCAUUGGUUACAUUGUAUUUGAGCCAUUGGGUGUUUGAUAAAGGACUGAACAUAGCUUGGAACUCUCUAAAGAGCCUAACUCUAAGAAAAACAGAGUUAGAAGAUGACGAUAUUGCGAUAUUACUGUCAAGUUGUCCUGCUUUGGAAACUGUGGAGCUGUCAUUUUGUGAAGGUUGUCGUCGUCUAGAAAUUACUUCUUCAAAUUUAAAGAGACUAAAGUUGACGAACCCUUUGCAACCUCUGGUUGAAGGAUAUGAUUCUUUGGAAAUUAUUGCCCCACAUCUUCAGCAUUUGGAUAUUUCAGGAGAACUUAGAGAUCUCAAGUGUAGGCUUGUAGAUGUCUCUUCUUUGGUUCUUGCCAGCCUUACUUUUUGCAUUAGUUGUAUCACUGACUGCUGGGAGGAAGAUGAUAUUGAGGAAGACAGCUGUCGUGAUCAUCAUCAAGUUAUUAGAAACCUUAUUCUGGACUAUCUUCAAAAGUUGAGUUAUGCGGCUGAGCUAAUAAUUAGAUGUUGGUUUGCAGAGGUCGUGUACCUGAUGAAACUUGAAGGAAUGAUGCUUCCAGAAUUGAGAUGCAAAUGUCUAACUCUAAAGUUACAUGUAUUGGAGUAUAAUCUGUAUGGAAUAGCCAGUCUUUUGCAAACCUCGCCUCUUUUGGAGUCACUCAACAUGAGGUCCAAUUCCCCCUGCCAGCUUGAGCAAAGCUAUUUCGCUGAACUAGAUAACAUCAAUUUGCCGAGUUGGAUUCCAAACACUGUAUUUCCCAAUCUCAAGAAUCUUAGGAUUGUCGGCUGCGGAACAGGAUGUUUGAAGGAAUGGUCUGAAGAGGGCUUUUGUAAGCUUUUCGAACUUUCAAAGUUUCUACUAAAGAAUGCAGUGGCUUUGCAGAAGUUUGUUAUCGUCGCGAAGAGAAGAAAAUGCUGCACUUGUUCAGAGAGCUGUGUGUCCCGGCAUUUAUCACAAUUGGCUAAGAAAUUGGUAGACACCCCAAGAUCAUCUAGGAACCUCAUGAUUACUUACCAAGAGUUAGCUUAGCAUGACCAGGAUGGAAGUUUUUUUACUUCGGCAUACUGGAAAUACCUUAUAUUUUAGCUUUUGAUUUACUGCAGUCGUAAUUUUGAACUUGUGGCAUUCCCCAUAUUAUGAUGGCUGCUUGGUUUCUUAAAAGAAAGAGGUCCCUACAGUUUUGUUUAAGGAAAUAAUCUCUAGCUGUUAUAUUUGUGGCAUGUAGUGUUGUUGAAUGCUUUUACUUGAGGUUAUGUUCAUACUAAGACUGUUUGAUUACAUCUAAUUGCUUGAUUUUCCUGAAUCUCCGUUCCUCAGACAGUUUUUUUGAAAAUGUGCUUACUAGGGGUUGCAAAUUUUUUGUGGAACAACUCCUUGAUAAAUAACAUAUGAAGGAGUUUUGAGUAGGCCUUAUGAACUUCAUUAUAUCCUUACUAUAAAUAGACAAAAGAAUCCCUGUAAUAGUGUAAAGAUGACUUUCGGCUACCAUAUGAUGGUACCUCUUUUAGGUUUAAUUUUUAAAAGAACUUUCCUCACGUGAUGUUAAAGAGUGCUGGUAUUCAUUUUCCUGUAAUGAUAACUUUAGGAUGAUGACAUUUGAUAGAAGUUACUGCUAGUCUCUCUUUUUUUGUGGUUUUCUUAUGGAUGCUGGUGACCGGAGUCAACAAACUAUGAAGCUUGCUGAUGUUGUAGUUUCUUUGAUGGACAUUUCACAAAAAUUGCCGCAUGUAAAGAGUUUAUAAUAAAUCUCGUAGUACAUAAUAAAGUUUAUUUAGAUGUAACCUGUGGUGAAGAAAGGAUUCUGGUAGAAAUAUGUCCUAGAUUGAAAGAUCAUGUCAAAACUGCUGAUGGUUCUUGAAGGCUUCAUUUGUCCUUUGUAUUUCAGGGCAGCUGCUGAUAUGCUUGCUAAAUUGCAUCUCUAUGACAAUGGUUGUUGACAUGAGCAGAGUGGAGGCAUAUAUCCUCUGAGGAGGCAGCUUUUGCUGACUUAUGCCUAAUUAAUAACAUGAAGUUUUGGACAAUAGCUGGGAUAUUUAAAGCCAUUGCAUCAUUUAAAGGAAACCUUUUCUUGGCUUUUCCCUCCUAGUCAUGAAUUAGUAGUAGGGUGCUAAUCCUUUUUGGUCCAAAAUUAUGGUUAGAAAAUGCUUUUCUAACAAGAUGUUGAGAUUAUCUGUAACCUCUUAUUGUAACGUAGAUUCAAAUCUUUCCAGCCAGCAGUUUGGAGGAAAAAAGCGGCUGAAAACAUCUUCCAGAUGAGGAAGUUGAGUUCGUUAAACAAAUUAACAAGAUGAGAUCCGAAACAAAAAGGACUGUUGCAGUAUCACUCUUUGCUUGGGUUACCUAUGCCAUGAAUAUUCAAGAUAGGGACAACCAUCAUCAGCAUUUUUCAAGUACCAUUAAAAUUCGCUGGUUCUGAAAUUUUUGUGUACCUGAUGCUUCUACUCGGAAAUCAUUUUUUCACUUUUGUGCAAUUUCCAUUAGACUGGCCUGUAUUUGGUCCUGAUUAUAUUCUCUACCUCCAGCUUGAUGACUACAAUAGUUCUCAGUUCUACUUUGAGUUGAGAUUUUUGGUCAAAGGAGAUAAUAUUGAUUUGCAAAGUUGGAUUUCAAGCUUUGCGUUUCCCAAUCUCAAGAAUGUAAAGAUUGGCGUCUCCUUCGGGAUGUGCUUGGAGAAUCAUUUCCAAUGGGGUUAUGUGAUGCUUUUCAAACUUUCCGAAUUUCUGUUAAAAAAUUCAGCAGUAGAUGAAAUUUGUUAUCAUAUCAGAGAGAAGAAAGUGCAAGAAAUGUCCAAUGAACUGCGUGUCUUAAUAUUUAUUUUGAUUGGCUGAGAAAUUAUUAUGUUGCCUAAGAUCCUCCACUAAUUCUGCGAUUAUCUUCCACGGGAGAGCUCUCUCCAUGACUAGACUGCGAGUAGUUAUUUGGUUCAGAAUAUGAUAAAUAUCACCUUAUAUUGAGUGUUUGAUAAACAGGUUCCUUAACUUAUCUCUGUAACUAAUUACCCUUAUGCCAGCUUUGUUUCUCAUGAAGCAUAGGUUUGUUGCAUUUUAGAUGUUGUACUUAUGCAUUUAGAUUUUCUUGUAACUGUUUCCCUGGA
Messenger RNA from Lycium ferocissimum, 3723 nucleotides. Its product is annotated as F-box/LRR-repeat protein At3g03360-like. The record is from RefSeq and is a predicted model, not a curated record. Gene Ontology annotation, molecular function: protein binding. The transcript has 5 exons. The coding region runs from base 201 to 1658 and encodes 485 amino acids. Lineage: Eukaryota; Viridiplantae; Streptophyta; Magnoliopsida; Solanales; Solanaceae.